AUGUGCACGAAAUUUAAGUUGAACACCGGAGCAGAGAUCCCAGCCAUUGGAUUUGGCACCUGGCAGGAUGCGAGUGAGCAGGAAGAUGCCGUGGCAGAAGCAAUCAAGGCAGGGUAUCGUCACAUCGACACCGCACGCGCGUACGGAACUGAGAAGGCUGUUGGGAAAGGCGUGAAGAAAAGCGGCAUUCCCCGCGAAGAUAUCUUCAUCACAACCAAGCUAUGGAACAACAAGCACCACCCGGACGACGUAGCAUCGGCUCUGCAGCAAUCACUAGACGAUCUGGGAAUGGACUACGUUGAUCUGUUCCUGAUGCACUGGCCCGUCGCCUGGAAACGAGGCGAGGAACAAUUUCCGAUGAAGGAUGGGAAGCCGGUCAUGGAGAAUAUCGACAUUGUCGACACGUACAAAGCAAUGGAACAGCUUCUGAGAACUGGCAAGGUGAGGGCGAUUGGCGUCUCGAACUGCGACAAGUCUGAGGUGGAGCGCUUGAUCAAGAACACUUCCACUGUUCCCGCUGUGCACCAGAUGGAGUGUCAUCCGUGGUUGCAGCAGCGUGAUUUCACAAAGUGGCAUCGGGGGAAUGGUAUACAUGUCACGCACUACUCGCCGUUUGGUAACCAGAACGCUCUAUAUGGUGAAAAGGCCGGGCCCGCGAAGCUGAUCGACGAGCCCGUGUUGACGAAGAUAGGCGAGUUAUACAACAAAAAUGCCGCCCAGGUUGCUCUUGCUUGGGGUGUAUCGCAGGGCCACUCAGUGCUACCGAAGUCUAAAACACCUCUGAGAAUCAGGGCCAAUCUGGAAGGAGACUUCAAGUUGAGCCCAGAGGACAUGACGAAUAUUGAGAAAAUCAACAAGAAGAUUCGUUUCAACGAUAGCAGUGGGGAGUUUGGCAGGGACUUCUUCAGUGGCCUGGAGGGGAAGUCUUGA
Messenger RNA from Penicillium digitatum Pd1, 930 nucleotides. RefSeq names its product aldo/keto reductase. Gene Ontology annotation, molecular function: aldose reductase (NADPH) activity. Gene Ontology annotation, cellular component: cytosol. Lineage: Eukaryota; Fungi; Ascomycota; Eurotiomycetes; Eurotiales; Aspergillaceae. The record is from RefSeq and is a predicted model, not a curated record.